Molecule: messenger RNA, 1770 nt
Organism: Heterostelium album PN500
Lineage: Eukaryota; Evosea; Eumycetozoa; Acytosteliales; Acytosteliaceae
Product: peptidase A22B family protein
Exons: 5
Coding region: 1-1770 (589 amino acids)
Biological process (GO): membrane protein proteolysis
Cellular component (GO): cytoplasmic side of endoplasmic reticulum membrane; membrane; lumenal side of endoplasmic reticulum membrane
Molecular function (GO): aspartic endopeptidase activity, intramembrane cleaving; carbohydrate binding
Source: RefSeq, a predicted model, not a curated record
AUGGCACUAGAAUUAACAACAGGAUUAAUGGUUGCAUAUGCUGCCAUUUGGACAAUGGCAAUAGUUCCAAUCUACAUCGGUUCCUAUAUGUCUCUUAAGGAUACUACUUCAGAAUCAAUGACAAAGAGUGAUGCAUGGGCAUUCCCAUUGUUUGGAAGUGUAUUUUUAUUUGGAUUGUAUUUGUUGUUCAAGUUUUUCGAUAAACAACUUAUCAAUAUGCUAUUGUCAUACUAUUUCUUGUUCUUUGGAGUUGUUGCACUCACUAGAAUCCUCAGUGACGUGUUCAAACGUUUGUUCCUCUCAAAGAGUGCCGCCAAGAAGAAGCGUCCACUCAUUGAGUUUACAAUCCCAGCCAUUCGUUUCAUCACUGACCAACAAAAGGUUUCAAUCGAUUCAUUCGAUAUCAUCGCCUUUGUCAUCUCGGCUGGUAUCUCAUAUUGGUAUAUCACCACCAAACAUUGGAUCGCCAACAACAUCUUUGGUAUUACAUUCUCGAUCCAAGGUAUUUCCUUGAUCGGUUUGCACGACUACUCGGUCGGUGUCAUCUUGUUGUGCGGUCUCUUUUUGUACGACAUCUUUUGGGUAUUUGGAACAGAUGUUAUGGUUACUGUAGCAAAGAGCUUUGAAGCUCCAAUCAAAUUGUUGUUCCCAAAGGAUCUUUUCGCAGAGGUAUACCACUUCUCCAUGUUGGGUCUUGGUGAUAUCGUUUUGCCAGGUAUCUUUAUCGCCUUGCUCCUCAAGUUUGACAAGGAAAACUCUGGUGGAAAACAAAUGAAAACCACCUAUUUCGUAUCAUGUCUCAUCGCCUACGCCAUGGGUCUUGCCACCACCAUUUUUGUAAUGCAUACAUUCCAAGCCGCUCAACCAGCACUUUUAUAUCUUGUACCAUUUUGUAUUGGAUCAUCCCUCAUUACAGCUGCUGCCAAGGGUCAAGUUUCUAAAUUAAUUAACUUUUCCUCCAAAACCACCUCAAGUUCACAAAGCGCAAAAACAAAUAUAAUUGCUCAAAAUCAACAAUGCGCUCAAGUUUUAAGUUAUUUUUUUAAUAUUCCAAAAGUUGGAAUUCAAAUGACCAUUGUAGAUAGUUAUGGAAAUGUUCAGUAUUCUCGUGGAAAUUCAAUGUCUGAAAAAGGUUUUUCAUUAGAUUUGGCAAAUGUUGAUUCUUUUAAAUCAAUUAAUUCUGUAAAUGAAAUAUGUAAUGCAGGAAAAUAUCAACCAUUUGAUGUUUCAAAAGCAGCACCAAUGUUUUUUGAUUCAAGAAGUUUUACUAUCAGUAGACAAGGUUAUGUUAAAUUAAUUUCCCAAGGUCAAACCUGUACUUUUAAUUUAACACAAUGUCAGGGUAAUGUUGUCUUGGGAUAUUACAAUAGAAAACUAUAUACUUUCCAAUUAUCAGCUACUCCAUAUGAGGAAAUUGGAAGUUAUUGUGGUGCACCAACCUCUCAACCAGUUACCACAGGUACAAGUGGAGGUGGUGUAUCUGUUACCGUUGAGACAGUAAACUCAUGGACUGAAAAUGGAAAAUAUUGGUCAAUGUUUAAUGGUAUCAUCAAAAAUUCUGGAAGUGUUGCUGUUUCUACUGUAGUGGUAACUUCUAAAGCUGUUUUGAAAGAUUCAACCACAAUGUGGAGAAUGGAUACCGUUCAACCGGGUACCUAUUCAAUGCCAUCAUACUUACCACCACUAUUACCUGGACAAUCAUACACAUUCUCUUUUAUUGCAGAACCAACAAGUACAUCACUUCAAUUCACAGUUUUAAAAACCAAUUAA